AUGACAGCCCAGGAACGUCCAGAAGGAGUCCCGGAAGAGACUACGCCUCUUUUGGGGGAAUCUUCCAACAAUGGGGAAGAUUUGGCGCGAAUUCAUGUUUCUCGAUGGAGGGGAUCGGCGAUAGUGGCCGCCAUGGGAUUGUUGCUGUUCAUCAUGACAACCAAUAUGUCAAUGAUGACUACUGCGCAAUCUGAGAUUGCGGCUGACCUGGAUGCUUUUUCUGAAACAACAUGGUUCAACUCGGCUUUCUUGAUUGCCAUGUCCAGCCUCACACCUCUCUCCGGUCGACUCUCCCAAAUCUUCACGCCUCGUGUAUAUAUCCUUUUCUCUUGCACAUUAUUGUCCAUUGGUCUCUUUGUGACGGCACUGGCUCCCACAUUGGCUGUCUUUCUUUUGGGGCGAGCUCUUACGGGAUGUGGUGCUGGCGGGCAAAUGGUCAUCGCCUUCGUCUUGACUCUCGAUUUAACGAGCAAGAAGCGCCGAGGUCUCUUCAUCGGUCUAAUCAGCGCCGGGAUGACUACCGGCGUUUCCUCUGGGGCUGUGCUAGCCGGUCUUCUGACGCCGGCUUACGGAUGGCGGAUUAUCUUCUGGGUCCAAGCACCUCUAGCUCUGAUACUGGGCCCGGUACAAUACUUGGCGAUCCCGAAACGCCCGGAGGAUGAGCACCUAAGUGGACGCGCUCUCUGGCGGAGGUUGGCGAAGGUUGACUAUGCCGGGGCGUUGACGUUGACCAUCUCCGUCUUCCUGUUACUUUCAAGCCUCGCUGCGGCGGUAGUCAAGUUCACGCCUAUCCUUCUAUCACUCGUUUUCUUGGUGAUCUUCGUCUUGAUUGAAUCGAGAUUCGCUACCGACCCCAUCAUCCCGAUGGAGGUGCUCAAGAAAAGGAGCGUCUUGCUGAGCUGCUUGGCAGGUGCUAUUUGUAUGAUGGCACGCUGGGCAGUUCUCUUCUACUCGCCAGUCUAUGCACUCGUCGUUCGCGAUUGGUCUCCUGCCACCGCAGGCUUGAUUCUGGUACCAACCAACGCCGGGUUCGGCUUAGGAGGACUCCUAGUCGGAUGGAUACACAUUCGGAAAACGGGCAGCUACUACAUCUCCGGUCUCAUAGCCUUCUUCCUAUUCGCCUUGACAAAUCUCGUAUUAUCCGUUCUCUCCACGCCACACUCUUCCACGGUCGCCUAUCUUUUCGCCAGCUUCUUCAAUGGACUCUCUGUCGGAGCAGUCAUGAACUACACCCUAUCCCACUUGCUACAUCUCACUGACCCAGACAUGCAUUAUGUUAUCAGCGCCUUGCUUGGAAUGAGCAGAGGUUUCGCCGGCAGCUUCGGGUCCUCAAUUGGCGGGGGUUACUUUCAGCGUGAGUUAAAAAGAGGGCUUGAGACGGGGUUCAUGAAGCAUGGACUUUCCAAUAGAGGUGAGCUGGUUCGUAAACUUCUCGGAAGUCCGGCACUGGCGAAACGCCUGACAGGCGUGGAGAGGGCGGUCGCUGUUCAUAGCUACGAACAGGCCGUGAAGACGUUGCUACUGGGUGCUUGUGUCUUGGCCAUUGCUGCCGCGGCCGCCCAGGCUGGGACUGGGUGGACGCCGUACAAGGGGAAGAAACCGGAAGAUCUUGGGGAUUUGGAGGCGACGGCAGAGGAAGAGCAGUGAAUGCGGUACACCUACUAGUGUAGUAGACUUACCUCACGUCUUCCAAAUAGUCGGACAUGUCUUUCU
Molecule: messenger RNA, 1713 nt
Organism: Aspergillus costaricaensis CBS 115574
Lineage: Eukaryota; Fungi; Ascomycota; Eurotiomycetes; Eurotiales; Aspergillaceae
Product: putative MFS multidrug transporter
Exons: 6
Coding region: 1-1647 (548 amino acids)
Biological process (GO): transmembrane transport; basic amino acid transport
Cellular component (GO): fungal-type vacuole membrane
Molecular function (GO): basic amino acid transmembrane transporter activity
Source: RefSeq, a predicted model, not a curated record